Molecule: messenger RNA, 2049 nt
Organism: Coprinopsis cinerea okayama7#130
Lineage: Eukaryota; Fungi; Basidiomycota; Agaricomycetes; Agaricales; Psathyrellaceae
Product: DUF803 domain membrane protein
Exons: 11
Coding region: 1-2049 (682 amino acids)
Biological process (GO): magnesium ion transport
Cellular component (GO): membrane
Molecular function (GO): magnesium ion transmembrane transporter activity
Source: RefSeq, a predicted model, not a curated record
AUGGCCUCGUCGACGACGACAUCGGCAGUGGCAGCGGCGACCUCAUCUGCUGUCUCUGGCACACUUGAAGCCCCAAAGAACCUCAAGGUCGUUGGUGUUAUCUUGGCGGUCGCUAGCGGCGUCCUCAUCGGUUCGAGUUUUGUGCUCAAGAAGAAGGGCUUGAUUCGCUCGCAGGCGGGCGGAGAGCUUGGGGAAGGUGUAGCUUAUCUUAAAUCGGCGCUAUGGUGGGGCGGAAUGAUUUUGAUGGUCCUUGGGGAGCUGUGUAACUUUGCUGCCUAUGCCUUUGUAGAAGCAAUCGUCGUCACACCACUGGGAGCCCUAUCUGUCGUUGUAUCGGCUGCAUUGUCUUCGUUCUUCUUGAACGAGAAACUCAGCUUCUUUGGAUGGCUAGGAUGCGCAUUGUGCAUUCUCGGUUCAAUUGUUAUCGCACUCAACGCACCCCAUGGAGAAACCGUUGGUCAAAUCCGCGAGUUUCAGAAACUGUUCCUGGCACCCGGGUUCCUCUCGUUAACAUCUGUGCUCAUCGUUGCGUCCCUCGUAAUUGUCUUCUACUUUGCCCCAAAGUAUGGAAAGAAGAGCAUGCUGUGGUACAUUUUCGUCUGCAGUAUGAUUGGCGGCAUCUCUGUCAGCGUCACCACUGGCCUAGGAGCUGCUAUUGUUACCACUGCGAUGGGAGAUAACCAGUUCAAGCACUGGUUUAUGUAUUUCUUAUUCGCUUUCGUCGUGAUCACGCUACUGGUUGAGAUUUAUUAUUUGAACAUCGCCCUCGCACUAUUCAACACCGCUAUGGUCACACCGACAUACUAUGUCAUCUUCACAUUCUUCACGAUGGUCACCACUAUUGUGCUAUUCCAAGGCCUCAAGACUACAGUAACAGGCAUUAUCACCAUCGUCCUGUCCUUUAUCGUUAUUUGUAUCGGCAUCACCAUCCUCCAAUUAUCCAAAGUCGACCCCAAGGAAUUCAACAAGCUCGACCGUCGUUCGACUUUGCUCCUGCAAGCAGCUCGCGCCCAGACGGACACCGUCGAAGAGAAGACUGGAAUCGAAGACCCUGGAAUGGACACUCUCCGCGGUUCAUUCGGUACUGUUGGAAGCAUCAUCCGAGCACGCCGCAUGAGCCAAAGCAGUCGGCAAUCGCGGCUACCCUCUUCUAACACAUGGCUCGCCGACAACGACCCACACUCUGGUCUGAAGCGACACCAACUGUACGACGCUCCCGUGCCCCGCUUCGGUGACGACGGUGCAUCCAUCCGCGCGUCGUCAAUACGAUCACAGAACCCCGAAACCCCUCGCAAGCCCACCAUCAAAUUCGAUGACCGUGAUUUGGUGCAUUCGUACAACAGGCCUGGCCAGGGCGAGAACAAGACGACGCACGAGCUCCGACCAGCGCCCGCGACGCCGACGGUGGAUACCGGAUAUCCACCUCUGCCCGCCAUCCCCUCUGGUGACCUCCUGGAGAUCGAAGUGCAACCACCUUCCACACGGAACUCGAUGACCUCGUUUGGCACGAACGUGGCUGGGCUGGGAUCAGGGGGUGGGUUCGGUAGCUCGUCGGAGAGCACUAGUGGAAUGCGGGAUAGUACGAUGGCUGUAGUGGGAACUGGGGACUCGAAGGAUAGCCAACUACUCACCAUGUCGGCGCUCCUUUCGCAAGAACACGCCGUGCAUAGUGCGCCUGCGACGAUGUACCAGCGCCCGCUCCCCUACCGCAAAGAUUCCCGCGACAUCUUCGACCGGACAUCGACGACCGCUCGAGAUACGCUGCUGUCGUUUCCGUCUGUGACGGAUUCGGCAAGGAGUCAGGACUGGGACGACGGCGAAGCAGAGAAGAUCCGGCGGGCGGAUGAGAAGAAGCAGAAAGAGAAGCAGAAGCAGAGGGAUAAAUCAAAGGAGCGCGAGAAGAGGAAGAAGUAUCCCAAGGUGUCUGCGACUGACGAGGAUGAUAAGGAGGAGAGUGAGGCACUGUGGACCAAGUCGCCGACAUCUGAAUCUGAACCUGAUGAGCUGCCGCCUGAAAUGACAGGUAUUCGGUUGGUGCAGCGGAAGUGA